AUGACAGACGAGAAUGUAACGGAUGAACUAGAACGGAAACUGGCGCUCAUUGCUCCAAAGUUUUUUAUUGAUGGAUCUUGUAUACAAGUAUUACUUAAACCUGAUGAAUUCUACAGUAACCUAAAGAAAAUGAUUCUGGAGGCGAAACGUAAUGUUUUUCUAACUACACUUUAUAUUGGAAAAGAAGAGAAAGAGCUUAUUGAAGUAUUGAGAAGCGCACUAACAAAUAAUUCAAUGCUUCAAGUAUCCAUAGUGGCAGAUGCACUGCGUUCUACAAGAGAAACACCAAAAGAAAGUUCAGCAAGCUUGUUAGUAACGUUGAAAAAGGAGUUCCCUGAAAGAGUUCAAAUUCGUUUGUACCAUACACCGAAUCUUCAUGGCUUCAAAAAACGUGUCGUCCCUCCGAGAAUGAACGAAGGUUGGGGACUUCAACAUAUGAAAAUAUAUGGAGCAGAUGACGCUGUUAUGCUAUCUGGAGCAAAUCUUUCGCACGACUACUUUACCAACCGUCAAGACCGUUAUCAUAUCAUACAUGAUAAGGAAGUAACCGCUUUUUACCAUGGUGUUCAUCAAGCAUUGUGCAAGUUAUCAUUUGCUUGCAAUCCUAAUUCGGGCAACAGUGACAUGAAGAAUGCGAUCCCGUAUAAGUUAGAAUGGAAGAACAGUGCCCCAAGUCCAUUGCACAAACCAAGAGCUUUCAAGAGAGAGGCUUCUUCAAUAUUUCGAUUCGCAUUACAGCCCGGUACUUUAAGCACACAAAAGCAUGCAGACACCGUACUAUAUCCACUCUUUCAACUUACUCCUAUCCUCGCUGGACCAUCAUCUGAAUCAACAGAAGCCACUGCAGUUUGCUGCAUUGGUGAACAGAUGACGAAGGAGAAAAUACCUUGGACGUUCACCGCUGGUUACUUUAAUGUCUAUCAAGAACUUCGCAGACAUUUGUUGAGUGCAAAAGGAAAAGGCACUGUUGUCGUUGCUUCUCAAACGGCGAAUGGAUUUUACAAGUCUCCAGGUCCCUCAGGCAUGAUUCCGGGUGCGUAUCAAUACAUAGCAGAACGAUUUCUUUCCGUGGCAAAGAAGCUACAUUCACCGCUAGAUGUGGAAGAAUACGCUAGAGACAAAUAUACAUAUCAUGCCAAAGGUAUUUGGUUGAACUCGUUGAAAACAAGCCAUCCAUUUCUUACUACAAUAGGAUCUUCAAAUUAUACAAGACGAUCUUUAAAUUUGGACUUGGAGGCAACUGCUGUUAUUGUCACUAGGAGUGCCCCCCUUCAACUUGCAUUUGCAGCAGAGAUUCAAAACAUCAGAACUUUCUCAUGCUCAAUGCAGCAGAAAACAUUGGCUAAAGUGCCAUUGUACGUAAAGACAUUCACCAAAUUAUUUCAAGGGAAAUUGUAG
Molecule: messenger RNA, 1398 nt
Organism: Schizosaccharomyces japonicus yFS275
Lineage: Eukaryota; Fungi; Ascomycota; Schizosaccharomycetes; Schizosaccharomycetales; Schizosaccharomycetaceae
Product: CDP-diacylglycerol-glycerol-3-phosphate3-phosphatidyltransferase
Exons: 3
Coding region: 1-1398 (465 amino acids)
Biological process (GO): cardiolipin biosynthetic process; phosphatidylglycerol biosynthetic process
Cellular component (GO): mitochondrion; cytoplasm; mitochondrial membrane
Molecular function (GO): catalytic activity; CDP-diacylglycerol-glycerol-3-phosphate 3-phosphatidyltransferase activity
Source: RefSeq, a predicted model, not a curated record